Molecule: messenger RNA, 1886 nt
Organism: Camponotus floridanus (Florida carpenter ant)
Lineage: Eukaryota; Metazoa; Arthropoda; Insecta; Hymenoptera; Formicidae
Gene: Vajk4
Product: proline-rich protein 4
Exons: 2
Coding region: 40-1236 (398 amino acids)
Source: RefSeq, a predicted model, not a curated record
UGGUCAUACGCCACACUAAAAACAUACGCGAACUCAAGAAUGAAUAUCAAGAUUGCCAUCGUUUUGGUGGCAGCAGCCACUCAAGUUAUAUGCUCGAAAGAGUCGAGCGAGGCGAGUGAGGGGAAAUCGCAGAACGUCGAGGCGGAAUCAACGGAGAAGAAGACAGAAAAACGCGGGCUCGUUCACAGUUUCGGUGACCUGGGCGGCGGCGGUGGCGAUCUGCACGGCGGCGGAGGAGGCGGUGGAGGCGGUGGAGGCUACGAUCAACACGAGCACGUGAAGGCAGUGACGGUUGUAAAGAAAGUGCCGGUACCGUACGAAGUAACGAAACAUGUGCCCUACCUGGUGGAGAAGCACGUGCCGUACGAGGUGAAGGUCGGCGUGCCGCAGCCCUACACCGUCGAGAAGCACGUGCCCUACCCGGUGAAGGUGUUCAUCAAGGUACCGGUACCCGUGCCGCAGCCUUACACCGUCGAGAAGAAGGUGCCGUACGAGGUGAAGGUACCCGUGGACAAGCCCUACGAAGUCAAGGUGUACGUGCCGCAGCCUUACACCGUGGAGAAGCACGUUCCGGUACCGGUAAAGGUACCGGUCCCGCAACCUUACACGGUCGAGAAGCACGUGCCCUUCCCGGUGAAGGUGAAGGUGCCGGUACCGCAACCGUACCCAGUGGAGAAACCGGUGCCCUACGAGGUGAAGGUACCGGUGGAUAAACCGUACCCGGUCCACGUGCCGAAACCGUAUCCGGUUACCGUUGAGAAGCCGUAUCCGGUGCCAGUCGAGAAGCCGAUACCGUACGAAGUGAAGGUGCCCGUAGACAAGCCGUAUCCGGUCUCGGUACCUAAACCGUAUCAGGUGCCGGUGAAGGUGCCGGUGCCGCAACCCUACUACGUACACAAACCGGUGCCAGUGCCGGUGGAGAAGCCGGUCCCGGUGCCGGUCAAGGUGCCCGUAGACAAACCGUACAUCGUCACGAAGGAAGUGCCGGUUCCGGUCGAGAAGGAAGUACCGGUGCCUUAUAAAGUUCCGGUAGCCGUGCCGGUGCACAUACCGAAGCACGAGGAGCACUAUGGUGGCGGCGGCGGUGAUUUCGGCGGUGGUUACGGCGGUGGUUACGGAGGCGAUGGAGGCGGUUACGGAGGUGACGGAGGCGGUUACGACUUUCACUCUGGCGGCGGCGGCGGCGGCGGCGGCGGCGGCGGCGGCGGCGGCGGCGGCUACGAAUCGUUUCACUGAUCUUGACGACGAUGACGUGAAGCGAACAUCGCGAGAGGCCUUCUCAUCUUCUCUCUCGAUGUGAUCGCGCGCUUUUCUCCGAAUCGGUAUAUCAUAUCAUUUCGCUGGACCAUUUUAGAAAUCCUUGGGAAGAUCUCGGCAAUUGAUCGAAAUUUCAUCGUACAGCAAGAAAUAUGACAAUUGUAUACAAUUAAUGGAUGACUUAUAGCUGUAAUUAUUGAUACUAUGAUUGACGAGUUUACCGAUUGUAUUUUUAUAUGUAUUAUAUUUUCAGGAAACGCAUAAUUGUAGCGAUUAUUUCGAUCCAAUUAUUAUUAGGCUACGGCUAUUCUUAGCUAAUAUUGCGAUGAGAUAUAAGUGAAUCGAUAAUUCUAUCCAUGCUUUUCGUGGCGAUUAAUAGAUUGACGGAUAUCUCUCUCUGAAAAGCCUAAAUAAAUGUUCUGUAUAUAUGUUUCGCGUUUGAAAAAGAUACCGGGAAGUACGCGUAAGUUUCAACGAACAUUAUUCGCUUAAUUUCGCUUAAUGUUCGCACAGUAUUGUUGUGAAGUAUGUUUACCAUACUGAGAAAUGUUGUACCUAAGUAAGUUAAGUGAAGAAUGUAUUGUGAAAAAAGUACGUAUCUUUUAUACGAAAGGUUUAAUAAACGCUCU